AUCAGUUGGUUUUAGUAUGGAAUUUCCUUAGCCUUAUUUGUGGACCAAACUCUUCUAAAUAAUCAUAAUAACUUGAUAAUCUUAAAAUAAUAAUUGAUAUAAAGAAGACCACACAAGUCUAUUUUUUUCUUCAUACGCAAUAUUGGUGGUAUAACUAGAAAACUUAAAUAAUUGUAAAGAUUCUAAUGAGGGACUAUAUAAUUAGGAUUGUCUUCUCUACUUAAAAUGAUCUCAAAUUAAAUGUAGUGAAUAAUAUAGAAGGAGAAGAAAUAUCCACCAUAGAUUAGCUCUUGUCUUUUGCAUCCUUUUUAUUGCAAUGUUGCUAGUACAAUUAUUUCCUCAGUUGAAAAUCAGCAAAUUUGAAAAAAACAACUUUACAUUAUUCCAUUAAAACAUCCAAAAAUAAAAAAGCAAUACCACUUUGACUGUCAAUGAUUUAGGUUGAUUUUUCCACCAAUCAAAUAGUCAAGGAAUAUGAAUACUGUAUAUUUUUUUUUAUAAAACAAAAUUUGGCUUAUUAUAUGAAUAUGAACAUCCAACAAAUUUUCAAGCACAUAAACCCAAAAUAAAAAAGACAAAUAAAAAAAUAAAGUAUUCCUCACACGUACGUGUAAACAAAGUCACAUAAACAAAAGCAAAAAAACAGAGCAAUCAAAAUAAACAGUAAUCUGACUAAUAGUAAAAAAAGUUUUAAAAAAAGUUAACCGACCUUAUUAUUCAUUUCACUAGCCUAGCUGUCAGCUUUUUGCUCCCCCCUUUCCACCUUUCUUCUUCCCACCCGCACGCGCGGGAGUUUUCUCUCUCCUCCCGCACAACUAUUUACACUAUUUUUCCUUUUCUCUUUAAGUACUAUCCUCUGUUCAUAUAUACGAACACAGGAUAGUACUUACCAAUAUCUUCCCGUCUUUAAACCCCAAUUCUCUCUUAUAGACGUCUUCAUAACAACUUGCAAAUAAAAUAACCCGUGAUCGUACCCUUACCCUGAAGGGUGCGAGCAAGGGUGUUGGUUCUUAAAUUGGGACGAAGGUACAAUAAGGUGUUAACAGUGUGUUACACUUAUUUUAUAUGUUCAACUCUUUGAUCAUAUCACAUGGUGGUGUUUUUUUUUUUCUCUCACUAAUUGCGCCUAAGCCUUUGCAGCUUUUGACAUUCUCUUAGCAGACAACUGCUCCAAUUCCUUCUUUCACAUGCUCUCUUUGUCACUCCUAAAUUUGAGUAUUUAGCAUGAGAAUCUCCCAUCCUACAUUCAUCAUACUUCACUACUAUAGCUAAAAUUCUACCAAUAACAUCUUCAUUGUUGUUGUUUUGGUAACAACAUUGUUAUUGUUAUUGUGUGUUACUAAAAUGUCUAAAUUUGAAACAAUUACUAUUCCUUUUCAUAAUACUACCCACAAAAGAAGGGCUAAGAACCCUUCAUUUUCUUCCAUCCUUCUCGACGCCAUUUAUCGAUCGAUCGAUGAAGACGACGACCUCCACCAUUACCCUCGUACCACCCCUACCUCUCCUACUAGAAGCAUUAUUACUAAACAAAGUGAUUGCAACACUAUACAAUUAUCAUCAUCGUCUAAACAGCGAAGAACUAAAAUGAGAAGCGAUAGUACCUUAGAGACGGUCGAUCUUCGCCGCGCCAUCAUGAUCGAGUCAUGGAUGGAGCGGCAACCACCACAACAACCACCGCAACAACCACCGUAUCGGAAGCAUUUUCAUCUUGGUGAUGUACUCGAUCAAAAAAUCAGGAUUGUUCGUCAGAAAUCUGUCCCAAGUUUACCUAGGGCAUCAGAUAAUUCUUCCACGACUGAUUUUUCAUCGUCAUCUUCGUCGUGUUUUACGAAUCUCACUCCUCGAUCAACCACCUCGCGCGAUCAAUCGUCUUCGCGAAUCUUCACCAAGACGAAAUCGCGCGCGCUGAAGAUCUACGGCGAUUUGAAGCGUUCGAAACAGCAGAACACUGCUCCGAUUUCUCCAGGUAGAAGAAUCGCCGCGUUUCUGAAUUCUAUUUUCAGAAACUCCGGCGGAUCUCCAGCGAGAAAUUCGCCGGAGAUCAAAUCACCGCCGCCGACAACGACGGCAAUGACGGCGGCGAUGGAGACGGCGACGGACUCAACGUGUUCGUCGGCGUCGUCAUUCUCAAGAUCAUGCUUGAGCAAUAAAACGACGUCGUCCACAAAAUCAUCCAAAAGAUCAGUGAGAUUUUAUCCAGUGAGUGUAAUAGUAGACGAAGAUUCUAGACCGUGCGGUCAUAAGUCGUUACAAAAGAAUGAAGUUCAAGAGCCGAAGAAGCUCGCAUCGCCGCCGAAUGAACACGCAUUCGGCGGCGAGAGCGACGAGAAGGAAAGGAGACGGAGGAGGGAGAAAGAGAUUGAUGCGUUAAUGAUGAUGAUCAAGACAAAUUGCGGGAACAUUCAACAACGUCAUGUAUCGAAUUUAAAAGAUGGUUUCGUCGACGACGACGAAAUGGAGGAGGAUGAUGACGAAGAUGAUGAUGGAGGUGGAAGUUGUGCGAGUUCGGAUCUUUUUGAGUUGGAAAAUUUGAGCUCAAUUGGUGUAAGUCGGUACUAUGAGGAGUUGCCGGUGUAUGGUACUACUAGUUUGAAGAACAUAACGGCUUAAUUAUUUUUUUUUAAUUAUUUUCUUAAUUAUGGUUUUUUGUUUUUUUUUUUUUUUGUUUGGUUUAAUAUUAGGAUGUGAUGUGAAUGUAAUUAUAUGGUGCUUGGAAGUUGAUUAAUCCAUUAACUUUGGUUUUAAGUUUACGAGGAAGCACAAAUUUACUACGUUAAUUAGUUGUAAUGCAUUUGAUUUUGAAUGUGGUAUGAUUGCUAAGCUAGAUAGCUAGUAGGGGAUAGGCGGAUAGCUAGUAGGGGAUAGGCGGAUAGCUAGUAGGGAAUAUAUGUUCGUCAUAAAAAAAAAAGGAAUAUAUGUUCGUCAUAAAAAAAAAGGAAUAUAUGUUCGUCAUAAAAAAAAAAAAGGAAUAUAUGAGAUUAAGGUUUCUAAUUAUUUUUAUAAUUAUCUUUAAUUAAUUAUGUUUAUGUACUCUUGUUGAGUUAUUGGCACCCUUAUUUAUAUCCUUUAAAAUGAAUAUUAAGUAUAUAACACAUUGGA
Messenger RNA from Chenopodium quinoa (quinoa), 3099 nucleotides. RefSeq names its product protein BIG GRAIN 1-like B. Gene Ontology annotation, biological process: auxin-activated signaling pathway. The record is from RefSeq and is a predicted model, not a curated record. Lineage: Eukaryota; Viridiplantae; Streptophyta; Magnoliopsida; Caryophyllales; Amaranthaceae. The transcript has a single exon. The coding region runs from base 1345 to 2610 and encodes 421 amino acids.